Molecule: messenger RNA, 1308 nt
Organism: Capsella rubella
Lineage: Eukaryota; Viridiplantae; Streptophyta; Magnoliopsida; Brassicales; Brassicaceae
Product: nudix hydrolase 23, chloroplastic
Exons: 8
Coding region: 118-969 (283 amino acids)
Molecular function (GO): hydrolase activity
Source: RefSeq, a predicted model, not a curated record
CUCCUCAAAUGUCAAAAAAUUUCGUUUUCAAUUGAUUGGCCUUUGAGAGAGAAGAGUCAUUGACAAAGAAGGUAUUGCCGGAACUGAAGAUAUUCCGGUGAAAUUCCGGUUCGUAUAAUGCUCAAGGCCGUUCAGAUCUUGGGUUGGUCAUCAGGGUUAACCAUCUCGCAGAGAUUAACGAAGACCCGCAAGUCCUCGACUGUCUCUUUCAUCUCUACAUCUCUCAAUCUCUCCACUUUCUCCUCUGUAACCUCGAGCUCUCCUCGGAGAAUCUUCUCUUUUAACCCAACCCGAAUGUCUUCCUCACUUCCCGGGUCUGACCCAGUUGCAAAUUCUCCAGCUUUCGUUUCUGUUCAGUCAGCUGUUGAUGUUCGAAAGAUAAAGUUCUGUCAAUGGUGUGGAGGGCCGACGAAGCAUGAGAUACCUGAUGGUGAGGAGAAACUGAGAGCUAUUUGCACACAUUGCGGCAAAAUCGCAUAUCAGAAUCCUAAGAUGGUUGUAGGUUGCCUUAUAGAGCAUGAAGAAAAGAUUUUACUUUGCAAGCGUAACAUUCAACCUUCACACGGUCUAUGGACUCUUCCAGCUGGUUAUCUAGAAGUUGGAGAGUCAGCUGCACAAGGUGCAAUGAGGGAAACUUGGGAAGAAGCAGGAGCCACUGUGGAAGUUAUUUCACCUUUUGCGCAACUCGACAUCCCUCUAAUUGGCCAAACUUAUGUUAUAUUCUUAGCCAAACUGAAGAACCUACAUUUUGCGCCUGGUCCCGAAUCAUUGGAGUGUCGUCUUUUUGCACUAGACGAGAUACCGUUUGAUUCCCUGGCUUUUUCAUCUAUAUAUGUUACCUUAAAUUUGUAUUUGGAAGAUCUGAAAAAUGGGAAACCAAAGUUUCACUAUGGUACGAUAAAUAAAAGGCCUGGAAGUAGCCCUUCAGAUAUUCGCGCCUUUAGUCUUGAUUACCAUUUGCAGCCGUGACUCGAGUUUACAGAAGCAGCUCCCGGACUUGUUUCGUUCAUUUUGCACCUCGUUGUUGACUAACAGAAAAGGAAAAAUGAAGUUGCUUAUGUGAGACAUUGCUUGGCCAGAUGAGAAACAAAAAGCCUGAAGAUAAUUUGGACUGAACUUUCUUUUCUAUUCGUGGUUGGAGUAAUAAAAUUGGAUGGCUUUUAGGUAUCUCAUGUCAGAUGUUAUGGCUGAACAAAGUGUUUCUGUUUCUGGUUUCAGUUGCUUCAAUUGUAAAAGGAAAAAGUCAGAUGUAGUGCAACGUUUUGAUCAAUUUUUGUGUAAUUAAGUUACUUGUGUAACUGUUACUUA